AUGGACGAUACAAUGGAGAAAGUGAUAUCCAAGACGAGCAACAGGCGUCUGUCGAUGGCUACUCAUGACUCGACGCCCCAGGCUGGCGAUACUGAGCUGCUAGCGACACUCGGGUACAAGCAGGAAUUACGACGUCAUUAUUCGACGCUUCAGAUAUUUGCUGUCGCUUUUAGUAUUAUGGGGCUUUUGCCUUCCAUUGCGACUACAUUGGCGUUCUCAAUGCCCGCUGGUCCUGUGGGAAUGGUUUGGGGUAUGCAAACUAUCUUUUCGGCCGAUUUGGCAUCCGCAAUGCCCACAGCAGGCGGACUCUACUUCUGGACACACUACUUUGCAUCCGAGAAAUGGAAGAACCCACUCAGUUUCCUCGUUGGAUAUAGCAAUACCCUCGGCUUAAUCGGAGGCAUCUGCUCCAUUGACUAUGGUUUCGCCAAUAUGCUCCUCUCAGUAAUCUCACUCGCCCGUGACGGCAACUGGUCCGCAACACGACCAGUCAUCUACGGCACAUACGUAGCAACAGUCGCCUCCCACGGCUUCAUCGCAAUCUUCUUUGCCCGCAUCAUGCCGAAAAUCCAAUCCGCUUGUAUCUUCCUCAACAUCGCCCUUGUGGUAGCAACCGUCAUCGCCCUACCCAUCGGGAAAUCAAACAACAGCCCCCCAGUCAACCCAGGCUCGUAUGUCUUCGGUGAAAUCCAAAACUCCACUGCCUGGCCGACCGGCUGGGCAUUCAUCAUGGCGUGGUUAUCGCCUAUCUGGACCAUUGGCGCAUUUGAUUCCUGUGUGCAUAUGAGUGAGGAGGCGACGCAUGCUGCGCGCUCUGUGCCAUUGGGGAUUAUCUCUUCUGCUGGACUGUGUGGACUUCUUGGAUUUGUUUCGUUGGCGGUUAUUGCGGCUUCGAUGGAUAGGAAUAUCGAGGGGAUUUUGGGCUCGAAGUUUGGGCAACCUAUGACUCAGAUCUACUACGAUGCCCUCGGGAAAAAUGGUGCCCUCGGUUUCAUGUCUGUGGUCAUGGUUGUGCAAUUCUUCAUGGGACUGAGCAUUGUCCUGGCCGCCUCCCGCCAAAGCUGGGCCUUCUCCCGCGACAACGCCCUACCGCUAUCCUCCUUCUUCCGCAAAGUAAGCCAACGCAAAUACAUGCGCUACCAGCCCGUCCGCAUGGUAUGCGGCGUAGUCGUCGCAUCAGUACUCAUCGGCCUCCUCUGUCUAAUCGACGAAGCCGCCUCUAACGCCCUCUUUUCGCUCGCCGUAGCCGGAAACGACCUUGCCUGGCUAACGCCCAUCCUGGCGCGUCUGAUCUGGGGCGGUGAUCGCUUCAUCCCCGGUGAGUUCUAUACAGGUAAGUAUCUCAGUAAGCCUAUCGGCUGGGUUGCGGUCAUCUAUAUGGUGUUCGUGAUUAUUCUUAGUAUGAUUCCUUCAGGGCCGGAUCCUUCGGCGCAAACUAUGAAUUAUACGAUUGUUAUUAAUGGGAGUCUUUGGGUUGGGGCAUUGAUUUAUUAUUAUCUCCAUGCUAAGAAGACAUUCAAGGGGCCUAUGACUAAUAUUAGUCCGGAGGAUGAGGGUAUGGCUUUGGAGAAGGAUUCUAAGAGAUAG
Molecule: messenger RNA, 1587 nt
Organism: Penicillium robsamsonii
Lineage: Eukaryota; Fungi; Ascomycota; Eurotiomycetes; Eurotiales; Aspergillaceae
Product: putative GABA permease
Exons: 8
Coding region: 1-1587 (528 amino acids)
Biological process (GO): transmembrane transport
Cellular component (GO): membrane
Molecular function (GO): transmembrane transporter activity
Source: RefSeq, a predicted model, not a curated record